AUGGAUGGUCUUGUGGUUGAUGGUGCAAAAUCAGUUUUUAAGUUCAUCUGUUCAAGAAUAAUAACUGUUUCCAAAUAUGAAGAAAACGUUGUUGAACUCCGGGAAGAGUAUGCAAACCUCACAACCAAAAAGAUGGCAAUUGAAGAAGAUGUCACCUUGGCGAAACUGGAAGAGAAAGUUCCAAAACCACAAGUAUAUGAAUGGUUGAGCAAGGUUUCUCGAGCAGAAGAUGAUGUAAGGUCAGUGCUAGAGACGGCUGAUCAAUAUGCUAAUGGCCGGGACUCCAAAAUGAUGCAUCGCUGGGCAGUGGCAAAGAAACUCAAUGCGGUAAGAGAACUAAAUUCUGUUAGUUUUGAUUCAGUCGCCCCUGAAAGAAGCUCUCCAAUGAAAGCCGUGGUGGAAAUGGCAGUGCCACCACUUGUCGGACAGGGGCCAGCAUCCGAUUUGAAGCAGCUUUUGGAAAUCCUGAACAGGGAUGAUGUAAGAAGGAUUGCUGUUUGGGGGAAGGGUGGCAUAGGGAAGACAACUUUGGUCAAGAACUUGAACAAUGAGCUGCGUGUUUCCUCCCAAAAUUCGUUUGAUAUUGUCAUCUGGGUUCAAGGUUCCAGUUCAGUGGAUUUGAACACAAUUCAGUCUCAGAUUGCCAAGAGAAUUCAUCUAAAAGUGGACCCAGGUGACACCACUCACGUCAUAGCUAGCAGAAUUCUUCGAAGACUGAAGCUGAGAAGGAAGACCCUCCUGAUUCUUGAUGACGUCUGGGAAAAGAUUGAUCUCGAUGCUGUGGGUGUUCCAUCAUGGGAUCCCUGCUGUACGAUUCUUUUAACUACUCGAUCUCGUGAAGUUUGCAGGGACAUGGCUGUUGAUGUUCCUUUUCAGUUAAAUCUUAUGAAUGAAGAAGAUGCUUGGAAUCUUUUCGUUCAAAGUGCUGGACCAGUACUUGAUUCAAACUGUAUAGAAUCUGCGGCAAGGAAAAUUGUUGCGGGUUUCAAUGGGUUACCAUUGGCAAUCAAGACUCUUGGAAACUCAAUGAGGGACAGACCUCAGAUCCAGUUGUGGCAAAACGCGCAUCUUAUGUGGCGAUGCUCAUCACCCUUGUUCAAGAACAUUGAGAAAGAGAUAUUUGGGACUCUAGCAACAAGUUAUUACUCAUUACCACGUAAGAUUCUAAAGCAAUGCUUUCUGUUUUGUUCUUUAUACCCAGCAAGCUGUUCAAUAGAUGUUGGUGAACUAAUCCAAUGUUGGGUAUCUGAUGGUUUAAUCAAUGAAAACCAAAGUGUCGAGAAGGCAUACUAUGAUGGGGUUGCUUCGGUUGAAUACCUGAAGGACUCGUGCCUACUGGAUCAUGACUCAGAAGGAACCGUGAAGAUGCAUGACAUAUUUCGUGACUUAGCCAUUCUUCUGUCUCAGAGUCAAGAACUGUCGUAUGGGUUUCACACUCAAUCCGACCAUCCAUUUUAUCAGAUGCCAAACAAGUUUUCCAAAAGAGUUUCUUUCGUACGUUGCGGGAUCAAAAAGCUGCCAGAAUUUCCUGUGUAUUCCCAGCUGACUGUCCUUUUUCUCCAAGGCAAUCCUAUACAGAAAAUCCCAGAUGGGUUCUUUUACAAUCUUAUCUCUUUAAGGGUACUGAAUUUAAGCGAUACUCGAAUUACUUCUUUGCCCCAAUCUUUUCUGUGCCUUUGUGAACUGCGUUCUCUCUUUCUUAGAAACUGUUCUAUAAAAAACCUCCCUUCUCUUGACUCUCUUUGUAAACUCUUAGUUCUUGACCUUUCUAGCACCCGAAUAAAAGCUCUUCCUAAAGGGUUUGGAUGUUUACAUAGUUUAAGACAGCUAAACUUGUCAGGCACACCCGUUUUGAAUAAAAUAGUAGCUGGAAGCAUAUCAGGGCUAUCAAGUCUUGAAACUCUAGAUAUGUCUUUUAGUUCUUAUAACUGGAACCCAAAGACGGAUGCAGAUCAAAAAGCAACAUUUGAUGAGUUAUUAUCACUGGAACACCUAUCAGUCCUUCAAAUAAGACUGGACUCGGUUAAGUGUCUUGAAUCUGCAUCUUUCUGGCUUAAGAAAUUAACAAGAUUCAACAUCCAGAUUAGCCCAUGGAGCCAUGACUCAAACCAUCACGUUCUCAAACACAAUGAAAAACGAUUGGUUCUUAGAGGAGUUGAUCUCCUGCAAGAAGACCUUCGAGAUCUUCUACACAACACAAGUUCUCUGUCUGUGUUAACGUGUGUAGGCAUGAAUCGGAGACACUUGCUUAGCCUAUCAUCUUUGAUAUCACUUACUAUAUCAAAUUGCAAUGAUAUAACACGUUUAAUAAGCAAGGAAAGAAGUUCCAAGGAAAUGUUUCCAAAUCUGCAGCACUUGGUUCUCGAUCAUUUGCGAAGUUUAGAGACAAUUGUUGAGGGGAUCAUCCCAAGAGGCAAAUGCCUAAAGAAUCUGACAACAAUUCAAGUUUUGGAUUGCCCAAUGUUAAAAGGAGUGGUAUCUUAUUCAAUGCUUCGUCAUGUGAAAAAACUUGAAGAAAUUAAGGUAAGUGGUUGUGAAAAUAUGUCUUGCAUCAUCGAAUCUGGCGAGCAUACAGAAACUCUGCCUAAUUUAAGGGUGUUAGAGAUAAGCAACAUGGUCAACUUGAGGUCUAUCUGUGUUGGUACAUCAGUUUGCCCAGUGUUGCAGCAGAUUAAAGUUUUUCAUUGCUCCCGGUUAAAGAAUCUUCCUCUAUCAAUCUCCAAAGCCUGCAGCCUGAAAAAGAUUGAAGGUGAUAUUAAGUGGUGGAAUAGUUUAAUAUGGGAUGAUGAUGAAAUAAAGAACUUCUUUCAGCAACACUUUCAAUCAUGCCCUGGGGAGAACUGCACAAGAAAGAGAAAAUACAAGUAA
Messenger RNA from Helianthus annuus (common sunflower), 2868 nucleotides. Its product is annotated as disease resistance protein At4g27190. The transcript has a single exon. Bases 1 to 2868 code for a protein of 955 amino acids. The record is from RefSeq and is a predicted model, not a curated record. Gene Ontology annotation, molecular function: ADP binding; protein binding. Lineage: Eukaryota; Viridiplantae; Streptophyta; Magnoliopsida; Asterales; Asteraceae.